AUGUAUGGCUGUGGUGUAAUGAUCCUCGAAGGAUGGGCUGGUUGCAUCCCAAGAAGGUCGGCAUCUUUGCGACAGGGUUCCCUGAGACUUGAGAGUGUUGGGGAGCCGGAGCGUGUGCGUAUGGCGACAACUCGUGACAGUGGUGCGAAACAGUGUCUUGAGUAUCAAUGUGGCAGUUCGAGCAGCGUGGCUGAUCGCACUGGAGGCAGAUGUCGUCAAGGCCUAGCCGGUGAGGUCCAGCGGAGCAAUCGCAGCAGUACCAGACUCCAGACAUGGUGGCAGAUGAUGUUCGAGAGAGCCAGGCCCCAAGGCGCCCUCGCCAUGGUUGUGGCUGAUCUCACGAAAAGGCGCCCUCCUAGCCUUCAUCUCAGUCAUCAAGCAGGUGCAAUGCCUGAUCAACGUCGGGGCCAUUCAGACAUCGUAAGAUAUGCUGUCCGAAUGUUGACUCAAAACAUUCUAGGGUCCACCGGAUACCUUCGCGAAAGGCGGAAUCCGGCGAGGCUUGGAGGCUCUCUUUUUUGCCCGGGAGCGCGCGCCCACUCCGCCCAUGCCCUUUUCCUUCCCUCUCUAUGGCUUAAUUCCUCCUUUCGAGGGAAAUUCGAUUAUUAUUCCCAAAGAAAAUUCGCCCUUUUUGUGCUUAUUCCCCUCUUUUCCCCUUUGCUUUGCCCUCCCCCCUUCAUUGCUUCUGGACUCGCGGACUAUGACACUGACACUGCGGGACCUGGGCACCUCCAUUCUACGCUAUGUUGCCUGGUUGCGGCCUUGAAGGGGGCUCCACUUUGGUCAACAGCGCGCGCAAAUACAAUUCAGGCAACAUCGUGCCCUCCUAUUCGUGAUGCUUCCGUCGGUCAAGCGUUCGCGACUCCUGCUGCUCCAAGUAAGCAGGCACCCAUACUAGUUCUGCCUAAGCCAUCAAAGCCCUUCGAUCACCCGGGCACAUGCCCUGCCAAAAUGACGUCUUGCCCACCUCGAACGAUGACUGAGUGCAUUACAAACCUCAGGUUUAGGUUUGUCAUCGUUUGUUCUCUUGUUCUCUUUCGCACUUUGGUCUUCCUGCUUGCUCUGUCACUUUCUUUCCUGUACCGCCCUCGUUUCCCCCUAGUGCUCCCCGUGCCUAUUUUCGGCUUCUCCGAUCUCCCGCAUGAGGCUCCAUGUCAUGUGCAGCCAAGGCGGCCGACGCUGACUCCCAUCGGCUCCAUCGCAACUCUACACGGUGCACCACCUACGGCAUUGCCCGUAUUGACGGCACAGCAAUGGUACAACAACUGCGGGGAAGCUGUAGAUGUCAAAUUAAUUCGUGAUCUCACUGCGCAUCGGACCAUCCUGGCGAAGCCUGGAAGUUUUCAGAGCAACGGCGCACCGCAUUUUAGGAUAUCACACGUCCUGAAACAAACUGAAAACAGUCCCGCAGGUCAUAUCAUACACGUGUCGAUAUCUAUAUCGAUGUCAGCGUACAAGACUGUCCCGAACAAGCAGACUGUCCCACAUUCUCUCGUUUGCCCUGUUUGCACAUGGUGCCUGUCACGUUCCUGGAAGCCUAACACUGCCAUUGCAACCUCUUGCCAACUUCGGCUCUGGUCCCCAUCGUCGCAUAUUGCUUCACACGGGCUUGUUUGUCGCACUGUUAUCUCGCUCCGUGGAAGCUGUAUAUACUUUAUGUUAAUAUGGAUACAUAUGCGGGUCGACUUCCCUGAAACUGGCUAG
Aspergillus welwitschiae is the source of this 1704-nucleotide messenger RNA. RefSeq lists its product as uncharacterized. The coding region runs from base 1 to 1704 and encodes 567 amino acids. Lineage: Eukaryota; Fungi; Ascomycota; Eurotiomycetes; Eurotiales; Aspergillaceae. The transcript is spliced from 8 exons. The record is from RefSeq and is a predicted model, not a curated record.